CCUGCCCGCCAGCCCGCCCGCUCGCCCGCCGCGCAGGCAUGGCCCCCAGCACCGUGGCCGUGGAGCUGCUCAGCCCCAAAGAGAAGAACCGACUGCGGAAGCCGGUGGUGGAGAAGAUGCGCCGCGACCGCAUCAACAGCAGCAUUGAGCAGCUGAAGCUGCUGCUGGAGCAGGAGUUCGCGCGCCACCAGCCCAACUCCAAGCUGGAGAAGGCCGACAUCCUGGAGAUGGCCGUGAGCUACCUGAAGCACAGCAAAGCCUUCGCCGCCGCCGCCGGCCCCAAGAGCCUGCACCAGGACUACAGCGAGGGCUACUCGUGGUGCCUGCAGGAGGCCGUGCAGUUCCUGACGCUGCACGCCGCCAGCGACACGCAGACGAAGCUGCUCUGCCACUUCCAGCGGCCCCCGGGCGCGCCCGCCUCCGCCGCGGAGCCCAAAGCGCCCGGCGCGGCGCCCGCGCCCGCGCCCGCGCCCGCCAAGGCCAGCGCGCGCCAGCCGGCCUGCGGUCUCUGGCGGCCCUGGUGA
Messenger RNA from Microcebus murinus (gray mouse lemur), 524 nucleotides. Lineage: Eukaryota; Metazoa; Chordata; Mammalia; Primates; Cheirogaleidae. The record is from RefSeq and is a predicted model, not a curated record.